Molecule: messenger RNA, 3064 nt
Organism: Electrophorus electricus (electric eel)
Lineage: Eukaryota; Metazoa; Chordata; Actinopteri; Gymnotiformes; Gymnotidae
Gene: rspo1
Product: R-spondin 1
Source: RefSeq, a predicted model, not a curated record
CGCGCGGAAUUGGAUGCUGUCCGGGCUUUAAAAUUGGAUUUAUGUGGAACUUACUUGAGCAUGAAAGAGAACAGUAAGGAAACCAAGGCCUUUGAGGGUUUGUUGCAGUUGAAUGGAUCUAACAGUUUAUCAAAAAUAUUUAUUUUUAAAGGUUAUAAUUUUUCACAUUUUGCUUUUAAUUUUUUGCAAGCCUUCCAUAAUUGGUUACGGGAAUUAUAUAGGUUAAAUGAUACCACAUUUUGGUGACAUAACUCAGAGACCUUGCUGCAAAACGUUUGUCCCAUUGUAGCCUAAAGAGACAAGCUGUUGAUCCCUGAAGGUGUUUAGUAACACACAUUAUUUACAAGCCAGCAAGGAUACCCACAUAAGCUCUACUGAGGUCCUCCACAACACUGAGAUAAAAUUGGGAGAACUGGGAGAACUGGGAGUCCUAACGGCACAUAGUAGCAGGUGUAGAAGUCCAGAACCUCUCCCCAUUAUUUUUGUACUCCACCUCUUCCUCCUCCCAGCAUCCCUAAUAAGAUACAUGCUCCUGGGCAGGGGCUCUCACUCACACCAGGCUCUCCUGGCUGCUGCUGCUGCUGCUAUGGGCUACGAGCUCCGUCCAGCUGUGGUCGGCUUUGUGGGUUGAAGGGCUGCUUGCUCUCUGGUGACAGGAUCCUCUCACUAUGUCUAUUCAUGCCUGAGCACCACACCACACCACACCACCUUUUCCACAUCCUCCUCAGCCUCAUUCAGUCAUGGCUUGUGUCCUGGACAUGUUUGCACUUGUGACUGCUGUAGCCUGUACUCAAGGGAGUGACAGCCACAGCUGGCAGUAGACUGCCCCAGCAUCGCAGCAGCUGCAGUGCUCCACCUGCCCCAGCGCGGAAGUAGGGGGCACCCGCCAGAUCCGACUGCCUGCGGGGAGACCCAGCGUGGCUGAGCAGCAGGGACUAUGCAGCUGGGACUGGUGGCGCUGGCGGCGAUCUUCCUCAGCUCCAUGGGUCACGGCGACAACCUCAAGGUCUCCAGAGGAAGGAGGCAGAGACAGACAAGCACGGAUGGACCGGCAUCUUGCUCCAGUGGCUGUGAAAGCUGCUCAGAAUACAAUGGAUGCACAAAAUGCCGUCCACGCCUUUUUAUCCUUUUGGAGAGGAAUGACAUUCGUCAGACAGGGGUGUGCCUCGCCACCUGUCCUGUAGGAUAUUAUGGCAUUCGAAAUCGUGAUGUGAACAGGUGCACACAAUGCAAGAUCGAAAACUGUGUAGACUGCUUUAGUCGAACAUUUUGUGCAAAAUGUAAGGAAGGUUUAUAUUCACACAGUGGCCGGUGUUACCACAGCUGCCCAGAAGGCUUAAGUACCAUCAACAGCACAAUGGAAUGUGCAGUACAAUGUGAGCUGGGUGAAUGGAGUCAGUGGGGCCCUUGCAUGAAGAAAAACAAAAUCUGUGGUUUCAAAAAGGGCAACCAGAGCCGCAGGAGGCAGCCCAUGCAGGCUCCUAGCCCAGCCACUGUCACUGGGGCUGCGUCCUCCACCUGUGCUCCUGAGACUGAGAUCCAGAGGUGCAGCUUGCCAAAGAGGAUCCCAUGUGGAAAAGGAGAAAAGGGUCCUCCAAAGAACCGAGGAGCAUCAAAUGGCAAAAGCCGUGGCCGAGACUCCAAGGAGAGUGGCAAAGGGGGUGGCAAGAGGAAAAAUACCCAUAGCCCAGCAAGCACUAUUAGACCCACUACAACAAGCACCACGACUUAGCCUUGCAGCAGCAGCGGGCGGGGCUACAGACCAGGAACAGCGUCGAGCGCCCCCAGAUGACUGCCGGGUUUCUCCAUUCAACAGGGACAGUGUCAAAGUGAUGCUGAAGAGGAACAACGCUGCUGAUUAUUGAUGGAAAUGCUGAAAGAGAACUGGAGGACUACUGCAAUAAAUAAUGAUGUCUAUGUACUGUAUACAUCUAGGCAAGGAGUAGCAAGAAGGCAUUUUGGUUGUGCAGUUGGAAGCACUUUUGAAAGGCCGUGCUUGUGAAAGGUCGGCCCUCCGUCCAUGUGCCCGUAAGGAAGGUUUAGUGGGUGAAAUGUUUUGAUCCCGCUCUUGUAUCUAACUGAAGCGUCUUCCUCCUCAUGUUUAACAGUCAAUUUCUGUUGGCAUGUUUUCCUUAUGACAAACAAUUCGUUUUCCUACUCCGGUGUUGGCUGUGUUUACUUUUGGAAUAAGUACGGAACAAAAGUAGGCAUGGGAAAAAUCAACACUAUCAAGACACUUUAGUUUUUUAUUUCUAUUUUAUGAUGAAACAAAAAAAGUCACUGGAACUAAUGAGUGGUUUAGUGAAAGAGAAGAACAAAGCUUUUAUCAUUGUUGUGACAGUCUGAUUCAAAAUCAGUUGAAACAUUCAUCAUCAGUCAGACAAGUUUUCUAUUUCAGUUCACUCUGGCUACCUAUAUUUACUGGCCAAUCAAACUAAAACACAGUAAUCUGCAAAGUAACGACAGAAUGUAAAAGGUAUGUUUGAGAAAUAUGUGAUCUAUGCUUGAGUUUGUGUGUCUUUGUUUAUGUCUUUGUUUUCAUAGGUUCAGGAGGAAAAGAGAUGAAGCUCGUUUGAAUGUUCAGAAUGAUUUGUGAGGAAAUGCAGAUGUACAUGUGACCAGGCCAGAGAAAAAGGAUACAUUGCAGCAGCACAGAUAGGCUUCAUAUAAAGUACAGCAAUCUACAUACUAUAUGGCGGGACAGUUAUUUUACCUAUAUGUUUGCAACAGGGUCAGAUAUAUUUAGCAAGUAAUCCAUAACAUCCAGCAGUAUACAGCAGUUGCAGAGAAUACAUCAUUCUAUCAUACAUCAUUCUAUCAUACAAGUGAUGCAAUAGGACUUUCAUUGACUUUUUUGUAGCAUUUUCUUGGUCUUUUUGCUUAACACAAAAAUAUUUGCUUCCUUAGUAGAUUUUCAUAAUGGACAUUUGUGAUGAGGAUUCUAACGCUGAAAUUGUCAUCUUCAGUUAUAUUGAUCCUGAUUACUUCAUUAAUACAAUAUUCUUUGUUAUUGUAUAUUUUAUUAUUUGAAACUCAUGCAUAAAAUAAAAUUACUUGUCAUCUA